AUGACCUGGACGGUGCAAAGCCGCACGCGCCUGAUAGAGCCGCUACAAACCGUAAUCCAUUAAUGGAUUUCGAGUGGAUUCGGUCCAAGUAGCGGCCCAAGCGGCGGUCGUGCAAACCUGGCCACUUGGACCAACUUCACACGUUCUCGCCGGCUGGCCCUUAUCACUUUUGCGGCACAAUCAACGCACGCAACAAGGCGAUUGCCAUGGGAACCGCAGUUAACGAUAGUGAUGCGACUUCUUUUGAGAUGAGACAGGAGAUCUCGGCUUUCUGA
Molecule: messenger RNA, 275 nt
Organism: Caenorhabditis auriculariae
Lineage: Eukaryota; Metazoa; Nematoda; Chromadorea; Rhabditida; Rhabditidae
Source: the annotation of a GenBank genome assembly